CUUCUCUCCACCUCCACCACGGCCCUUUCCUCUUUGCUUUGGCUCUCCCCCCACAUCAAAAACUUUAGGCGAGAGAGAGGUAGAAAUGGUUCAGCGACUGACGUACCGGAAACGGCACAGCUAUGCUACCAAAUCAAACCAGCACCGGGUAGUCAAAACCCCAGGAGGAAAGUUGGUUUACCAGACAACAAAGAAGAGAGCAAGUGGUCCUAAGUGCCCUGUUACUGGGAAGAGGAUUCAAGGGAUUCCUCACUUGAGACCUGCUGAAUAUAAGAGGUCAAGAUUGGCAAGAAACAGGAGGACUGUGAACCGGGCUUAUGGUGGUGUCUUGUCUGGUAGUGCUGUCAGAGAAAGGAUUAUUCGAGCCUUUUUGGUUGAAGAACAAAAGAUCGUGAAAAAGGUCUUGAAGAUUCAGAAAGCAAAAGAAAAGCAAGCCUCUAGAAGUUAAGAUUGAAAUGUCCAAUGACUUGGACAUUUUGUCGAAACAGCCAAUGUUAAUGAGCCUUGAAAUGUAUUGAGGGUAUUCCAAUUUGAAUUUGUAUUUUGUUUUGGCUCUUGUGAACUAUGCUUUCUAGUCAUCCAUUUUCAAAGUUGUCUACAAAGAAUUGUGCAAUUUUGUAUGUGUUAUUAUUUAUCUUUGAUGCUUUCUUGAACUUAUUUCUUGGUUGACGUGUAACUCAUACUGGAUUAUUUACAAAUUGUAUCAGAUUGUUAGAUAA
Messenger RNA from Manihot esculenta (cassava), 719 nucleotides. Its product is annotated as 60S ribosomal protein L34. The record is from RefSeq and is a predicted model, not a curated record. Gene Ontology annotation, biological process: ribosome biogenesis; translation. Lineage: Eukaryota; Viridiplantae; Streptophyta; Magnoliopsida; Malpighiales; Euphorbiaceae. Gene Ontology annotation, molecular function: structural constituent of ribosome. Gene Ontology annotation, cellular component: cytosolic large ribosomal subunit; ribosome. The coding region runs from base 86 to 448 and encodes 120 amino acids. The transcript is spliced from 4 exons.